AUGGCCGACGUUCUGCUGUCCCUCAAGCACGCCGUGGUCCAUCCGCACCAGGUGGGUGACUCGCCGCCGCCGCCGCCCCUCAUGCCCUCCCACCACCCGCUGCCCCCUUCCACCCCCGCCCCCCCUACUCCCCGUCACCUACCCGCCCUACACCCACACGCCCACCUACAUGUCCCUGGCGCCCCUGGUGGCCCCCUCCCCCCCGCCCGACCCCUCCAUCACAGAGCCCUGCUGCCGCCGCCCGUGGGCUCGCCGCCCUCCGGCGCCCGGGCGACGCCGACCUCCCCCCGGCCACGACCCUGGGCGAGGCCGUCACCCUGCCCGACGCCAUCGGGCCACCUCCCCUCCCCCUCCCUCCCUGUCCACGGCCCUCAGCGCCCAGGGCUCGCUCGGCUUCGGGGCGGCGACGCUGGGGAGCAACUCGGGGGCGUUCGGGAGCAGUAUGGGCUCCCUGGGGGGCCUCUGCCGUCCAUGGGUCCUCGCGGAUACUCUAGUCCUAUAAGCAGUUCCUUAAGCGGAUCGCUCGGGGGGCCUCUCCUGCCGCCGCCUCCGUCGAUGUCUCCCUUCUCGUACCAGCAAGGCCACGGUAAGGUGGUGACACGAGGUUCCGUAGCGGCCGCUCCCUCCCGUAGACCCUGCCGCCCCGCCCGCGCCCGCGCCCGCCGUCACGCCAGGCGGGAGGCCUCGGCUCGCCGCCACGGUCCGGCUGCUGAUUGGCCGAAGACGUUCAGCCAAUCAGCGGCCUGGACUGGGCCUGGGGAGUCCGGUGACCUGACCUGCCGGGCUACUGACGCAGUAAUUAGUCCGAGCGAGAGCGAUAGACCGCCGCCGCCGCUCCCGAGUACAGUGUAG
Messenger RNA from Penaeus vannamei (Pacific white shrimp), 852 nucleotides. Lineage: Eukaryota; Metazoa; Arthropoda; Malacostraca; Decapoda; Penaeidae. The record is from RefSeq and is a predicted model, not a curated record.